Molecule: messenger RNA, 4792 nt
Organism: Lepisosteus oculatus (spotted gar)
Lineage: Eukaryota; Metazoa; Chordata; Actinopteri; Semionotiformes; Lepisosteidae
Gene: cdc27
Product: cell division cycle 27
Biological process (GO): metaphase/anaphase transition of mitotic cell cycle; cell division; protein ubiquitination
Cellular component (GO): anaphase-promoting complex; cytoplasm
Molecular function (GO): protein binding
Source: RefSeq, a predicted model, not a curated record
UCGGCAAUCUCCGGCGGGUCUCGGUUUGGUCGCUAACGGUCGAUGUGUUUAAAUCCUCGGAGCUCCUUCGGGCCCUGAAACUGAGCAAAAGGCGAAAGAGGGGUUGCGGAACGGGGGAAGCGAGUUAAAGGCAGAGAGAAGGAGCUUGAUCGCGUAAUGACGGUGCUACAAGAACCUGUGCAGGCAGCUGUUUGGCAUGCACUAAACCAGUAUGCCUACCGAGAUGCUGUCUUUCUGGCAGAGAGACUCUAUGCUGAAGUGCAUUCUGAAGAGGCUCUCUUCUUAUUGGCCACAUGUUACUACCGGUCUGGCAAGGCCUACAAGGCUUAUCGCCUUCUUAAAGGGCAUAGCUGCACUACCCCGCAGUGCAAAUACCUUCUCGCAAAGUGCUGUGUGGACCUGAGCAGACUUGCAGAGGGGGAACAAAUAUUAACUGGGGGAGUCCUGAAUAAACAGAAGAGCCAUGAUGAUAUUGUCACAGAGUUUGGAGAUUCUGCUUGCUUUACCCUCUCUUUACUGGGACAGAUUUACUGCAAAACAGAUCGUUUGGCCAAAGGUUCAGAAUGCUACCAAAAGAGUCUAAGUUUAAAUCCUUUCCUGUGGUCUCCUUUUGAAUCCCUGUGUCAAAUUGGUGAAAAGCCAGACCCUGAUCAAAUGUUUAAACUGACAUCCCUUCAGAAUUUUAGUAGUUGCCAGCAAAACUGUCCCACUUACAACUCCACUCACACUGUACCCCAUAGACAGGUUGACACAGUUCUGAUGGAAACACCGCAGGAUACUUUAGAACUAAAUAGACUGAAUCUAGAAUCUUCAAAUUCCAAGUACACGUCUUUAAGUACAGAUUCUACAGCUCCCUAUAUUGAUUCUUCAGUGAUUUCUCCUGACUCUGUGCCACUUGGGACUAGUAGCUCUUUAAUAUCCAAACAACCACAGAACAAACCAAAAAGUGGACGGAGUUUAUUAGGUGGACCUGCAGCUCUGAGCCCACUAACACCCAGCUUUGGGAUUUUACCACUUGAGCCGAGUCCGGGAGAUGCCUCCUACUUACAAAACUUCACAAAUACGAGUUCUGUAAUGGACCCACCCACUGGCGGGCCGCCAAAGAAGUCUGUGGCCCGAAUUAGCCAAGCCAGUACAAAAUCUGUGUUCGCACAGAGUGGGAACAGCAGGGAGGUUAUCCCAAUACCUUUUAACCAGACGCAGAGUUCAGCCCCACAAACGAGUACAACACCGCAAGUGCUGAGUCCAACCAUUGCUGCUCCUCCAAAUGUGCAGCCAAGGAGGAGCACCAGACUGUUUACCAGUGCCAGCUCUACUGCCAAGGAGAACAGUAAAAAGUUGAAAAUGAAGUUCCCCACCAAAAUCCCAAAUCGAAAAACAAAGACAAAAACAAGUAAAGGGGGGAUAACGUCAUCAAACUUGAACGAAAGUAUAGACAUUCUUAAGUUAGACUCUUCUCUCAUUUCGGAGGGGAAAGGCAAUGCAGUUACACCUCAGUUACAAGCCUUCACUAUCCAAAAAGCUGCUGCAGAUGGUUUGAUGAACCUCAUGCGUGAAAUGGGAAAAGGUUACUUAGCACUUUGUUCCUACAACUGCAAAGAAGCAAUCAACAUCCUGAGUCAGCUGCCCUCCCACCAUUAUAACACGGGCUGGGUGCUCAGUCAGAUCGGGAGAGCACACUUUGAGCUGGCGGAGUACAUGCAGGCGGAGCGGAUAUUCUCUGAAGUACGGCGCAUAGAAAGCUACAGAGUAGAGGGAAUGGAGAUUUAUUCUACAACACUUUGGCAUCUUCAGAAGGACGUGGCUCUGUCCGCCCUAUCUAAAGAUCUCACAGACAUGGACAAAAACUCUCCAGAGGCCUGGUGCGUCGCCGGCAACUGCUUCAGUUUGCAGAGGGAGCAUGACAUCGCAAUCAAAUUCUUCCAGAGGGCAAUCCAGGUGGAUCCCAGCUUUGCAUAUGCCUACACACUACUGGGGCACGAGUUUGUACUCACGGAGGAACUGGAAAAGGCCUUGGCUUGCUUCAGAAAUGCCAUCCGUGUGAAUUCAAGGCAUUAUAAUGCAUGGUAUGGCUUGGGAAUGAUUUAUUACAAACAGGAAAAAUUCAGCCUGGCGGAAAUUCACUUCAAAAAAGCCCUCAGUAUCAACCCACAGAGUUCUGUUCUGCUGUGCCACAUUGGUGUGGUGCAGCAUGCACUAAAGAAGUCAGACCAUGCAUUAGAAACUCUAAACAAAGCCAUUAAUAUAGACCCCAAAAAUCCACUAUGCAAGUUCCACAGGGCUUCAAUUCUUUUUGCGAAUGAAAAAUACAAGGCUGCUUUGCAAGAACUUGAAGAACUGAAACAAAUUGUGCCCAAAGAGUCUCUUGUUUACUUUUUGAUAGGAAAGGUGUAUAAGAAACUGGGUCAGACACAUUUAGCUCUGAUGAAUUUUUCUUGGGCCAUGGACUUGGAUCCCAAAGGGGCAAACAAUCAAAUCAAAGAGGCCAUUGAUAAACGUUACCUGCCCGAUGAUGAGGAACCGGUUCCAGAAGAUUUUCCUUACGAUUCAGCCGAGGCUGAAGAGUCGCAGGAAAGCAGUAUGACAGACGCAGAUGACACACAGCUGCACACAGCGGAGAGCGACGAGGUCUUUUAACUCUAAGAAUGCCAAUCUGGAGUCAGCCGCUUGAUUUCAGUUGUGAAAAACAAACUGCUGCUAAUACAGUACCUCCUUACCUUUCUGCCAUCUGCUUCCCUCCCCCCUUUUGCCUUAGUGUUCAUUGACCUCAUCAUGCAGCUAAAACCCAUUCUGUUUUCACCCUGAAAACAAGUACCAUUUCAUGAAAAAGGCUCAAAACUCCAUCUGAUGAGAAAGGAUACACCUUUGGACUUCCAUGUAAGCGUUGUACCUUCCAAGGCAGCAUUAUGGUAUAGGAAGUGCAACUUUGCACCCUACUGUUUGGAACCUUGCCCUCAUAAAUUGAAAGCCAUUAACUAAACAUUUUAGUUGUCGUAUUUCUGCUUUUUAUUACUAUUAUUACAUAUGUUAAUAUCAUGAUAAGAUGUAUCUAAAAUAGGAACCCAAGAUAGUGAGUAUUCUCUUGAAUGGCAAUUAUGGUAUUUUAAAUGGGUUCAGAUUGUUGGUCUGGAGGUCGGUAUCGUGGUGCAGGUUUUCUGUUGCUGCAACAGAGGGGGGUAAUUGAAGCUGAACCAUCGUAGCUUGUAGUGGCAUCACUGUGGCUCCAGGGUGUAAGGAUGGCAUGAGUAAGGAGAGAUAAACUGACUGGUGAAGCAAGCCCUGCAUUUGAGUGGCUUAAAUGACAGCACGUUUUUUAAAGAAAUAACAGAUCAAUUCUGAAGUAUUUCCCAACCUCCCUUUUCUAAAAAUUGAUAUGCCAGCAAGGGCUAGUAAAUUAGCUGGGGCAAAUGCUAUCCAUUUGAAAGGCUUCAACAGUCUUGCCAUUUUUAACCACCAUUUCCAUCCAUGGGACACUUGUCUUUUUUUAUAACUGUUUAAUCAGAGGCACUUGAAUUAACUGUCAUCCAAAAUAUUUCAGUCACUAGUUCCCGUUUGCUUUUAAUGUUGUCAAUAGUAUCCUUUUUUGUAUGUGAUAGCCCAGUUGUUAGUUAACAUUGUAUGCUUGUGUUGUGUACAAACGUUUUCUUGUCGAGAUGAAAUUUUGUUGGAAAAGCCAGUGUUUAAUUGUAUCACUGAGGUAUUUUUAAAAUCACAAUCACAGUAUAGUAAGAAAAAGUAAUUGAAAAAUUGUUCCAGAAACGUGUCAUUUAAAUGUACAUUUCUCUAUGCUAACCUUCAUGCCUGCUGAAUGAUACCUGCAUAUGCAGCGUCCCAUACAUUUAGAAGUGAGUCUGAAAUCUAAGAUGAGUUAAAGUACGUAUUUGCUGUAACUGUUACAAAAACAUUGGGAAGUUUGAUGGGGAAAGGUAGAGUCACAUAAGUUCUAGUUUUUACAUGUCGGAGUCCUAAUUCCAUUGACUUUGCCAAAGUUGGCUGGAGACCCACUGGGAUUGUUCAUUGGUCAUCUUGUUUUGAGGUGUGGCGAGUCAUGCUAAGCAGACGCCCAGUCUGUGCAGACCGCAGACCUCCAGAUGCUAAUGCUCAAGAGGUUCUGUGAAGAGAUUUGGAAGAAGUGCUGCAUGUUAAUAUGGGAAGAAUAUUGCUUUCAUGUUUUUCUGUUUGCUUGUGUAAGAUGAAGUGGGCAUUUAUAAUGCGAUAAAGUAAUGUAAGAACUAGCAUUCAGCACACUUAAGACACUUAAACUUUAUUAUGAAUUAAAUAUGCCAAACCUUCAAGUAAUCCUUGUUAUACAUAUUUUUUUAUAGAAGACAGGUUUGAAAUAUUACUAUUACUAAUGACUAGUGUGAAAAAGGAUACUAUUACAGCUUUCAUUAUUCCUUUAUGUUAAUACAAUUGUCCAUCUCUUGCUUCAAGCCGUUCCAAAAUUGUGCUGCUGUUUUUUUUGUUUUAAAUCAGACAUGAAUUCUUCUUUUAAAAAAAACAGUAUUUAAACUGCAUUUUUCAGGUCAAUGUCAGGCAUAAGUGACUGGAAUAUGGUGGACGUGUAUGGCGAUGGAGUCUGCUUCUAAGAAAAUACUUGUUUUAAAUUGAAUUCCGCAGAAUGAGUUUUGCAUACAACGUUUUGUUUUUGCAUUUUACAAGUGUAACUGGUGUCUUUUUUCUUAUUUUGGAAUUGUACAGUCUUAGGGAAACAAAAGUCUUUCUGUUAAUAUAUAUUUGCAAUUCAUUUUAAGGAUGUGAAAAAAUACAGAAUAAACUACUUUGAACAAAG